This is a messenger RNA of Manis javanica (Malayan pangolin), 5405 nucleotides long. It is a transcript of the gene VDR, whose product is annotated as vitamin D receptor. The record is from RefSeq and is a predicted model, not a curated record. Gene Ontology annotation, molecular function: vitamin D response element binding; nuclear receptor activity; zinc ion binding. Gene Ontology annotation, biological process: negative regulation of transcription by RNA polymerase II; positive regulation of transcription by RNA polymerase II; cell differentiation. Gene Ontology annotation, cellular component: nucleus. Lineage: Eukaryota; Metazoa; Chordata; Mammalia; Pholidota; Manidae.
ACUGAAAGCACAAGAACUCAACACCAUAGCAGGCUGAGCUGUACAGUACACACAAACAGCCCUAUACAGUCCUCAGGUCCUAAUUUUGAUCCUGCCAAGUCCAGUAACUGUUCAGAAGGAUGCCUCUGAAUCAAGAAAAGGUUACAUGAUGCAAAGAAAUGGUUACACAGCAGAAACUGUGUCCAGAGGCACUGGGAAAUGAGGUGGGAAAGUUAGGAAGAAGCUAAAUCAUGGAGAAUCUUGAGUUUGGACGAGAGAAGCAGAAUCCAGAAAAAGUUCCUAAGCAGGAGAGCGACAUCAUAGGAUGUCAAGGGGUUAUCAAAGCCCAGCCAGGCUGAGAAGUGUGCCUGUGGACGUGGACACACAGGUGCGACUGGCAGACCAGACCCCCACCUUCAGCCCGUCCCCUCCGCCCACCCUCAGGUGAGCAGGAAAGACCAGACACCUAGUCUUAGACUCCCCAGGCUAGAACGCUGUACCCUGCCUUGAAUGGGAUGCCCCCUGCUCCCUCCUCUCCCACCCCACUUGACCUGUGGGGUCUGGGCAGGCAGCCUCUGUGGGAAGAGGAUUGGCAGCUCUUCAGGCAGGUGAGUCAGUGACCUGGGCGUGGCCUCCGCCCAACCCUCCCUUGGUAGGUUACCUCCGCUAUGCAGGGAAGGCGCUGGCUUGCCUUUCCCCCUGUGCCGGAGGCUCUGGGUGCCCACUCCCAGCCCCCCGUAGGCUCUCCCCCAUCUCCCACCAACUUCUGUCAUCCUGCCCUGACGAGAAGGGCCUGGGCCAACGGGCCUUUCUGGAAGCCCCGAACCCGCCCUCUCUGGGGUUCCUGUUCCUUUUCCUGCCCUUGUGAAACUCCCCAGCUCUGUGGGCAGAGGUCCUGGCAGCAGUGGUACAGAGCGAGUAGCUACAGGCCGAGGGCCCUAGUGCCCACUCCUGACGUAAGCGCUCUUCAAGCCCUGGCGCCCCGCUGCUGUGCCAGGCCUCCGGCUCCUAGCCCCGCCCCGCAGCUCCGCCCCCAGGCUGCGGCUCCGCCCUCCCGGCUGCAGUUCCGUCCCGGACGCGGCCCCGCCCCUUAGGUCCCGCCCCGCAGCCCCGCCCUCACGGCGGCAGCCGGCCCCAUGCAGCCCCGCCCCUGCGGCACUCCAAGCCCUGCGGCCGCACAGGGUCCCCAAUCAGACCCCUGGCUAAACAGCUGAAGACGACUUCCCAGAUUAGAGCGGUGAGGCGUCACCUUCAGGUACUUCUGGAGAACUCAAAACGUCCUUGGGCGGAAAUUUCAAGACUGGACAGGCUAGGAGUUAUUUUGCAGGGAACCAAAAGUCUUUCUGAGUUGGUCAGAGUGGAUCAGAUGCCUGAGUUCCAUGCCUGGAAACUUGGACGUGGCAAUGGCCUUGUAGAGGGGCCUUCUCAGAAUCUCUUAGCUUCCGGCACUGUGACUGGCCACGCAGGGACUCUCAGCCUCUCUGCCCGGAUGGGGGAGGGGAGAAGAGACGCGAACUAAAGUUUAAUGAGCAGCUGGUCUGUGCUGGGCGUGCAUUCAGUUCUCAAGACAAUCUAUCCAGUCAUCCUGACGGAUGAAGAGGUACAGCGCAAGCGGGAGAUGAUCCUGAAGCGGAAGGAGGAGGAGGCCCUGAAGGACAGUCUGCGACCCAAGCUGUCUGAGGAGCAGCAGCACAUCAUUGCUGUCCUGUUGGACGCCCACCACAAGACCUACGACCCCACCUAUGCUGACUUCAGUCAGUUCCGGCCUCCAAUUCGUGGGGGUGAGGCUGCAGGGGGCCAUUCCUCAAGGCCCUCCUCCAGACACAUGCCCAGCUUCUCCGGGGACUCGUCCUCCUCCUGCUCAGAUCACUACAACGCCUCACUAGACAUGAUAGAGCCAUGCAGUUUUUCCAACCUGGAUCUGAGUGAAGAAGAGUCAGAUGACCCUUCUGUGACCCUGGGCCUGUCCCAGCUCUCCAUGCUGCCCCACCUGGCUGACCUGGUCAGUUACAGCAUCCAAAAGGUCAUUGGCUUUGCCAAGAUGAUUCCAGGCUUCAGAGACCUCACCUCUGAGGACCAGAUUGUGCUCCUGAAGUCAAGUGCCAUUGAAGUCAUCAUGUUGCGCUCCAACCAGUCCUUCACCAUGGAUGACAUGUCCUGGAGCUGUGGUAACCAGGACUAUAAAUACGGCAUCAAUGACGUGGCCAAAGCUGGACACACUCUGGAGCUGAUUGAGCCUCUCAUCAAGUUCCAGGUGGGGCUGAAGAAGCUGGACUUGCAUGAGGAGGAGCACGUCCUACUCAUGGCCAUCUGCAUUGUCUCCCCAGACCGCCCCGGGGUGCAGGACGCCAACCUGGUCGAAGCCAUCCAGGACCGCCUGUCCAACACGCUGCAGACCUACAUCCGCUGCCGUCACCCGCCCCCGGGCAGCCACCUGCUCUACGCCAAGAUGAUCCAGAAGCUGGCCGACCUGCGGAGCCUCAAUGAGGAGCACUCCAAGCAGUACCGCUGCCUGUCCUUCCAGCCGGAGUGCAGCCUGAAGCUCACACCCUUGGUGCUCGAGGUGUUUGGCAAUGAGAUUUCCUGACUGGGGCCCCGGCAAUGGUGCCUGUGCGGGGCUGGCCGCCCGAGCUCAGCCCGUCCUCCUCCACCCACCUCUCCACCCAGCCUGUCCUCUCUCCUGCCCAACCUAACACCAGGUCGCCCUUUCCUGCAGGCCACAGGCUGCCCCCCAGUCCCUUGAGACUUCAGUCAUGAGGAGUUGCUGUCUAUUGACAAAGAAACUGACGUGGAGGCAGGGGGCAAAGGGCAGAGGCCGAAGGCUGGACCUCCAGAAGUGGCUGCUGGCUGGUGCCUAGGGAACAGUCAGGCAGGAGAAACACACCCACUCCUCAGGGACAGAUAUACCUGUACCUCGACCCACUGCAGACCCAGCUGUGUGGGCCUGGUGGGGAUCUCCAUCCUCCUGCCCAACCCGUGAGAAAUAACUGGCCACCCCCCCACCCCCACCUCGUCUUGCCCCCAGCCAGUGCCGUUCUGUCCCCGGGCAGCGGCCACCAUGGGGCCCCUUCCCCCUGCCCCCACCCCCCACCUGGCUAGGGCUCUAAGGCCACAGGUUCCUCCUUCCCAGGCCCCACUUGCCAAGAGACGCUGAUCUUCUUUCCGUCAUGCUGGUAACAUUCUCCCUGGAUGCAGCUGUGGUGAGGGGCUUUCUCCCCAGGAUGGGGCUGCUGGCCCAGAGCCCACCUGCUGAGAGGCCAAGGAGGGAAGGAAGUGGGGGCCAGUCCGUGGGGGCCGGGCAAACCCAGCUUCACGGAAGAGCGGCAGAUGGCGGCUUGAGCAGCCCCGCCACCAAGCCCACAGCCCCUCAGCCUGAGCUCGGGCUGGCUGAGGGGAGAGCUCUCCCUCCAGCCACCACACGGCAGAACUGAGUCACCUCCGGGUCCUAGGGGAAAGUCCUGGUUCCUGGCUCCUGCCCUGCCUUACCUCCCAUCCAGGAGGGAGAACCCGGGGCAGACUCCAGAGCCCUCCGGCCGCGGCCUCGCCCUAGGAUGGCCGUAGGUGAUCUGGAGGCGGGCCUGCAUCUCCCGUCCGGGCACCCCACGUCUGCAGAAGCACUGCCCAUUCAGCCCCCGGCGGGACCACAUCACUGCCUGGCAGGGAGGGUUGGAGGAGAGGGCUUUCAGGCCGCAGCAGCCUGCCUCAGUGUAGUUCCAGAGGGCCACUCCCCUGAGAUGCAGGAGCUCAAGCACCAACAUGGCAGCGUCAGGGUGGAGGGAGAGCAGGCUGGCCUGCAGCUGCUGGUCAGAGCAAGUGCCUGGGGAGGAGUUGUGUGGGGCUGCUUCCUCCUUCAUUCUCACUCCACCACCCCAAAGUCAGAAGGGGCCUUUCGCUCUGUAGCCAGUCCAGCUGAGAAGGUGAGGGCUCCUGUUCCCUUUGCCUUGGUGAGAGAGUCACGGGCAUGUGGGGCCAGCACAGGGGGCUCUCCCAGGAGUCAUAGAGGGGCCACCUGGUCAUUGCUUGAGUUUGGGGACUGCAGCCACAUCUGACAUCUCAACAGGGAGGACUUGGUGUCAGCUGCCUCUGCCUGCUUCUGUUCCCUGAGAACCCUGGGAGCAGCCUGACAUAGCACCCAGAGAGCCACCAGGCAGCCCCUGCCCGGUGCUCCUCCAGGCGUGAAGCUCUCUGACAGCCAGCUCCAUGCUGCAGAAUGCCAACUACGGCUUACCUUGCUUUUUUGAUGUGUUCUCAGAAUCAGACUCCAUUCUGUACUAUGUUCUGGUAUAGCGGGUAGCAGGAACCACCGAUGCAGGGAUACUUAUGGGGGCAGCGUCCUAUAUAUUAUUGUUGCUGUUUUACAAAGAGGCCCUUGUUUCAUUUUACCUGCAGAACACAUUGGUCCAGCUUGCUAGUCAGUGAGAGAAAAAGGCUUGAAAAAACACAAAACUACAUCAACUCCCUUAUUAAAGAAAACUGAUGCUCAGAGGAGGACAUGACUCAAGCAAGCUCGUGUAACUGGUUAGAAGCAGUGCCAGGAUGGGCCAGUCUCGCUCUUGUCACUACACAUUAGCACUCAGACCCCUCUGCCACUCUCCUUGUCCCCUGGGAGAAUCUCUGCUUUUUAGAGCAUAUCUAGGUCCCAGACCCCUGCUUGCCUUUGCUGUGCUGUCACCCCACUGACCCAUCGGGAGGAGGAAUGGGCACCUCAGCCUGGCUUGCAAUGUGCAUCACAGCCCACCCCCACUGUGGCCCUGGCUGGGUGGGGUCCCUGCCUCAGCCGUGUGUCACGCUGUUGCCUUAUCACUAAAGUGCAUCUGUCUGUGGCACGUCUCCAUCUUCCCACCGCCGCCUCUCCCUGCCUUCUCCAGGGAGCCCAAAUGGACCCCUCAAGAGCAGCAGUUUCUCAACCCCGGGCCACAGCAACCCAGCCCACUCCCUAAGGGCAGUUGUAGGAGCCAGGAGGAAAAGUGGGCAUUCAGGGGCUGAACUAGGGGAAGGUAUUAUCACCUGUUGUCUCCUCAUGGGAGAAUGCAAAGGUAGAUGUUUAGAAGUCUACAACUUUUAAAGUAUAUUGUUGGAAACCCACAAAAGUGUGCACCCAAAUGCCAAAGCAACAAGAUUCUAGGAGAUAGGAAAAUCUUUCCAUGGGCCAACUGGAAGCAAGUCAGAGAAUCUAAGUGAGGCCAGCAGAGAAGACUGGGAUGUAAGACAUGAGCUGGUGAAAGCUGGGAAUAAAGCAGCAAAGGAAGGCUGUGAAGAGUGCCCCCUGAGUGGUUUCCAAAGAGAAAAAACUGCCAAAAAUUUGUCAAGUAAAAAAAUUGAAGAAAGCUUUGUUUAUGGUAAUACAAAUGGCUUAUACUCACAUAGCACUAAUUUUGUGGAAGUACUACUGUAAAUAAAUGCAAACCAACUUGCUUUAUCCUUUA